CUUCCAGCUCAUGUCCACAGCCCGGUCGGAACGGACUUCUUCCCGCGCGCGCGCUCAAAUGAGCAAGAGAAAGAGAGCGAGCGCGUGCGAGCGCGAGCCAUUUGAGCGCAAAUCCUUUUUCAACCCGUUUCUUUCUUUUUUUUUCGAGCGCGAUAUUUGUUUGUUGUUUUUGGUGGCACGCUGCGACGCCACGGGUUCGGUUCUCAGCGCGAGUGGUUCCGUUUUAUUUUUUUUUUCGGUGAUUAGUGACGUGACGCGAAAGGAGAAAAGAGCGCGGUGGGCUCCUCGGCGGCUCGCAAGAUGGCGGCGCAGAGCUCUGGCGGCUGAACGAGUGCAGCGUGGUUUUGGGUGAUAUUUUUCUUUGUGCAAGUGAGCGGUGAUAAAGGAAUGGUCGCGAAGGUUAUCGCGAAAUUAUCGCAAAAGUGUGAAAUGUUUGAAAUUCAAGUGAAAAGUUUGAAAAAAGUUGCGAUUUCAUUCAAUCCAAGAAGGCCAAUCGCCUUAACCGUCGACGACGCCCACAGCUGUCACUCAGCGUAGAGAUGUGAGCCGUUACGGGGGAAGGUGCCCGCGCCAUGUGCAUCCCAAUUUGGGCGUUGUGCGCACCUACUCGGCGGAUUAUUUAUUGGGCGGCACAUGUGUUGCGGUACCGAAAUUGGCCACGCCGCAGCUAAUCCGGCGGCCACUGACCGGAACAUGGUACCAGGAUGGAGUGUGUGUGUGUGCUCGACGAUGAGAUUUGAUGGCAUGUUUUUAAGACCUCAUCGCCACGUGUUCCCAGACACCCCUCUAUUCAAGCUCAAGUUCAAAACUGCUCGACUCUCCCACUCACUGCACGCAAGCAGUGAAUCCGAACCGAACGGGCAACUCACGCGACCUGCUCCCGGUCCCCGUCUCGGAGGAACGGCCAAGUCACGAGAAUCGCUUCUUGUGCACUUUGCGAUUACACAUUUUUAAAGCCAGAACCCGCAAACCACUCAACGGUCGCAGGUCUCUCACGCCAAAAACGCCGGUAAAAAUGUAAACAAGAAGAAAUCGAGAGAGAGAGAGAGUCGCAAGAGAGAAUGCGUGAGAGCGACUCAAAACAUCUGUUUGCGCGGCUCAGCUGGUUCGAACCCAGCUUAUCACCUCCUCGUCACUUUCGUUUGUUUUCAUCUCUUCUCUGCGAGUUCUGCGACGUCGUCGCCUACUGCAACAUUGUCUCAUUCGACGUUUCGACCUGCAGCCGGUAACAUCGUGGUGGUCGUGAAGUAAGUCGUUCAAGAUCUUGGAGGUUAGGUGCGUCUCGUUCAAGCGCUGAGCCUCAACUGGUCCUUGAUUGGUUCGCCGCUAGGGGGCUCGAGCACCGGCUUAGGGGAGACUCUCUCGCGUUUGAUUCGAUUCUUGGCGAUUCUCUCUCCUUCGUCGUCGAGUUGAGUCUUGUGCUGAAGGCUACCUGCGCGCGGGUCUUGGUCGGGUAUUGUGCAAUCUCCCAAGUGCCCAAAAAUUCUGCGGCUUGUUAUGGUUUCGCGUUUGAGAGCUGUGCUGGUGCGGAGUGUGUAGAGAAGAUCUCCUGAAACACAUGUGUGCGGCGAAGACGACGACGACGAGGACGACUGGUGUGAACCCCUUAGGUUGGUGUGGUUGGUCGCUUAGCCGGUUGCGCAUUUCUGUUGCGAACUUCUCACGCUGCGGACGUGUGUGCGACGAAGACGACGACGAGGACCGAAUCUGACCGAACUUUGCCAGUCUGCGGUGUCACAAGUGUGUGAGUAGCCCCUAGGUGUCCCCCCUACCACCCUCGCCUGGCCUAAGCAGAACACGCAACCUACGCAGCAACAACAACAACAACAGUAGUCACACUAGAAACGACAACAACAGCAACAACAACAACAAUAGUCGCGCUGAACAGCUGAAGAAGAACUUGCGUGCUUGCGUGGUGAAGGGAAGAUCAGCUGAGUAUCGAAAGGGACAAGGGGCUACGAAGAAGAGAGGUUACAAAGUGUGCGUGUGCGAGAACAAUAGCAGCGUGUACGCGAGAACAGUUACGGUGCAACGGUAGUGUCAAAGCGAGAGAAGAGAGGGCUUUUGUCGUGUGUUUUUUUGGGGAAGUACCGUUAGGUGAUCUUUGAACCCGUGGCCGUGAAGAAACAGCUGAAGAAACUGUGUGUACUAAUUUAGUGAGGACAUUCCACAGAAAAAAGGGACUGUACAGUGAAUGUGAUACGCAAGGAAGAGCACUCAGGUGAAGAA
Messenger RNA from Culex pipiens pallens (northern house mosquito), 2229 nucleotides. RefSeq lists its product as uncharacterized. The transcript has 3 exons. The record is from RefSeq and is a predicted model, not a curated record. Bases 634 to 954 code for a protein of 106 amino acids. NCBI's taxonomy places the organism in Eukaryota, Metazoa, Arthropoda, Insecta, Diptera, Culicidae.